Molecule: messenger RNA, 501 nt
Organism: Lottia gigantea (owl limpet)
Lineage: Eukaryota; Metazoa; Mollusca; Gastropoda; Lottiidae
Exons: 2
Source: RefSeq, a predicted model, not a curated record
UAUGUCUAUUAUAAGAGGUACCAUCCUUUUAAAUUUUAUGUCUAUUAUAAGAGGUACCAUCCUUUUAAAUUUUAUGUCUAUUAUAAGAGGUACCAUCCUUUUAAAUUUUAUGUCUAUUAUAAGAGGUACCAUCCUUUUAAAUUUUAUGUCUAUUAUAAGAGGUACCAUCCUUUUAAAUUUUAUGUCUAUUAUAAGAGGUACCAUCCUUUUAAAUUUUAUUAUCCUUUUAAAUUUUAUGUCUAUUAUAAGAGGUACCAUCCUUUUAAAUUUUAUGUCUAUUAUAAGAGGUACCAUCCUUUUAAAUUUUAUGUCUAUUAUAAGAGGUACCAUCCUUUUAAAUUUUAUGUCUAUUAUAAGAGGUACCAUCCUUUUAAAUUUUAUGUCUAUUAUAAGAGGUACCAUCCUUUUAAAUUUUAUGUCUAUUAUAAGAGGUACCAUCCUUUUAAAUUUUAUGUCUAUUAUAAGAAGCAGUAUCUCUGUAUGAAAUUAAAUAAAUGUUGA